Rhinocladiella mackenziei CBS 650.93 is the source of this 1842-nucleotide messenger RNA. RefSeq lists its product as uncharacterized. The record is from RefSeq and is a predicted model, not a curated record. NCBI's taxonomy places the organism in Eukaryota, Fungi, Ascomycota, Eurotiomycetes, Chaetothyriales, Herpotrichiellaceae. The coding region runs from base 1 to 1842 and encodes 613 amino acids. Gene Ontology annotation, biological process: transmembrane transport. Gene Ontology annotation, molecular function: transmembrane transporter activity. The transcript is spliced from 7 exons.
AUGGCCGACGCUGAGAGACUCGCGGUCGCUGCCGCCCCUGGCCGCACUAAUCGUGAAAUGGCGGCUAUGGCUGAUCGGUCUUCAAAAGUUGACAUGAGCUACAUUCGUAGCUGGCACUUUGCGGGAACUUAUGCAGGCAUCGUGCUCCAGGUCGGAGCUUUGUCCAUCGCAUUCCUCUGGCCAAUGGCGGUGAUCAGCUAUAUCAAUCAGGACAUAGGACCAACUCCAAACUACACGAAUGUACCUGUUGUUUAUACGGCGCUUAACAGCGUUGGGCUCCUAGUCUGUGGACGACUUUCCGACAUAUAUGGCCGCCGUUACUUUUUCCUAGGGAUGCAGCUCUCGGGGAUUAUUGGUUCAAUCAUCGCUGCGACGGCCAAGACGAUCACAACGUUGAUCGUUUCCUCACUCUUCAUUGGCAUCGCGUCUACUCUGUCCGUGGCGUAUAUGAUAUUUAUGGGAGAGAUAGUUCCCGUCAGACAUCGGGGCUUCUGGUCUGCUUCGAUUUUGGCCUGGAUCUGUCCUAUCCAGUACUUUGCGCCCACCCUUGCUACUCUGUGCGUUUUGCAUCAAUCGUGGCGGUGGAUCUACUACAUCGCUAUUAUCCUGCUCGGAUGUUCUUUUGUUCUCAUUUUUGUCUCGUACCAUCCCCCGUCCUUUGGGCAGCUGCAUCAAGAGUUCUCCAAAAGGGACCUUGUCAAGUCGCUUGACAUUGGUGGCAUUUUUCUCUGGGCGGUCGGCGCCGUACUCUUCAUCCUCGGAAUGAGCUGGGGCGGUGGCCUUUACCGCUGGGAUUCAGCCCCCGUGAUAUCUUGCAUAGUCAUCGGGGCGGUGUCCUUUAUCUCGUUCUUUGUCUGGGAGGCCAAUUUCCCGCUUAAGGCUCCUCUGGUGAACUGGUCUUUCUUUGUAUCGACGCCGCGGAAAUAUCUGUUCCCUUUUGCCGUCAGCACCAUUGCCGGGAUGUUCUACUAUGGCAUCAGUCUCAUUUGGCCUAUUCUCGUGCAAGCCGUCUACACUUCAGACCCAAUACAGGGCAGCUGGUACUCAACAGCUGUCUACACUUCUAUCUUCGCGGGUGCGACGAGCGGAGGUAUCUUCUUCCACCUCGGAGAUCAUCAUCGCCUCAAAUGUAUCGUGGCUAAUGCCUUCAUGGUGAUUUUCACCGCGGCGGCUUGCACUCUCAAUCGACAUCAUCAAACCACCAGCAUUGUCUGCAUCUGUCUGGCGUCCUAUGCCACCGGUGUGCUCGAAACAAUGAUGAACAUCUGGAUGACUGCCGCCCGGAGCGUCGAGAACAUCGGCCUCUCGUUAGGCCUUUUGGGUGCCUUCCGAUCCCUGGCAGGGGCACUUGCGCAGGCCAUCUACGUCACCGUGCUGAACAAUAAGUCAACAGUUCUCAUUCCGCAGUAUGUCACUGCCGCAGCGCUUAAGGCCGGCCUCCCCGAAUCGUCGCUGGGUGCUUUGUUUGCCGCAAUCUCUGCCGGCACCGCCGAAGCAUUUGCAAAUGUACCGGGGAUUACACCAGCUAUCCAGUUGGACGUGAUCAAUGCGCUUAAGGAUGCCUACCAGAAAUCUGGUAGCUAUGUCUAUAUCGUUGCGACGGCAUUUGCAGGCUUGGGUUUGAUAUUGUGUUUCUGCAUGGCUAAAGAUCUCAGCGAAGACCUCACCUCCCACAUUGGAAAGUCCUUGGACAAUAAGACGGCACAACAGGAUCACCCUAGCGGCGAUAAAGUCUCUAGCAAUGAGGGAGACCUUGAAAAAGACGGGAAUUAUAGGGCGGCAGCCGCUGUCGAAAUUACACACUGCGAGGACCUUAAUACCGACGCUGUCCAACGAGUGUGA